Messenger RNA from Dothidotthia symphoricarpi CBS 119687, 1524 nucleotides. Its product is annotated as glycosyltransferase family 34 protein. The transcript has 3 exons. Bases 300 to 1262 code for a protein of 320 amino acids. The record is from RefSeq and is a predicted model, not a curated record. Gene Ontology annotation, molecular function: alpha-1,6-mannosyltransferase activity. Gene Ontology annotation, cellular component: mannan polymerase complex; Golgi membrane. Lineage: Eukaryota; Fungi; Ascomycota; Dothideomycetes; Pleosporales; Dothidotthiaceae. Gene Ontology annotation, biological process: protein N-linked glycosylation.
ACGGCAUGGGGGCCAUCGCGUGGAACAGGCGCUAAAGCAAGGGUCCCCGAGUCGGCAGAGCCAAGACCAGAUAAUCUGGCUGUAAUUUCCACGCCUACGCGCGAAUCUACAGCCAGCCGAAUGUUAUCUGGAGUCUCGACCUUCAAUCCUCGUCUUUCCUCUUCCCCGAGUCGGAUCGCCAGCAUGGUUUCGUAGCCGUCUGCAACACCCAUUCGCCCUCCACAACUGCCCCAUCCCCCCUUCGCGAUCCCUCACAAGUGGCCUCUUUGAAGCCACACACCCCCCUCCCCCAAUCCACAAUGCACUUCGCCCUGCCCCCCCGCAAAACGUCGCGGCCACCGCCCUAUGCCGCACGGAACCAGGGCGGCAUAUCCCUCCCGCCGGCGCUGAGGAACUUGCUACGGAGCAGAUUGCGCCUGGCCGUCGUUGGCGUACUGGCCUUAAUCACAUUGCUCUGGCUGAGAGGGGGGUCUCGCGGCGCAAGGGGAGCGGUAGAUCUGCCCAAGGUCGCGAUAGGGAGCGGCCCGCCCGUCGUCAUCGUCACGGUGCUAGACCCCAAGGCCAACCCGGCAUGGGCCCAGAAGAUCAGGACGAACAGGGAGGACUAUGCGAAGAGACAUGGCUACCUAACCUUCUUCCCCACACCCACGCAAUACGACCUCAAACGCGCACCCCCAACCUGGUCCCGCGUCCCCGCCCUCCGCCACGCAAUGACCCUACACCCCGGCUCAACAUUCUUCUGGUACCUCGACAGCAGCGCGCUGAUCAUGACGCCCACGCUCAACCUGCAAACCCACCUCCUCGACCCCACACGCCUCGAGAACCUCAUGAUCACAAACACCCCCGUCGUGCCGCCCGACAGCGUAAUCAAGACCUUCGCCAACAUAAAAGGGUCGCGCAUCGACCUGAUCGUAACGCAGGACAAGGAGGGUCUAGCGCCCACCAGCUUCGUAGUGCGGAAUGGCGAGUGGGCAAAGUUCUUCCUCGAUGCUUGGUUCGACCCGAUUUAUCGCAGCUAUAACUUUCAGAAGGCGGAGACGCAUGCGUUGGAGCAUAUCGUGCAAUGGCACGGCACCAUGCUCGCCAAACUCGCCCUCGUCCCCCAAAACACAUUCAAUUCCUAUGCGUCGGGCCCUGCGAGCGAGCACGACGGCCAGUUCAAGGAGGGCGAUCUUGUCGCGACGUUUCCUGGCUGCGAUCGCGAUGGGCGGAGCUGCGAGACGGAACAGCAGCCGUAUUUCGAGAGGCUGGAGAGGGCGUAGACUGUGUCUUUGAAGAAAUUAUCGAGGUGGCGGUGGAUACUUAGAGGAGGGGAGGGGGGGUUUGGGCGGCAUGAAAUGGAGAUUGUUAGGGUUGGGAUUUACGGCGAAAAGAGGCGUUGGUUGGUUGGUUGGUUGGUUGGUUGAUGUAGUUUCCAGGUUGAGAAAGAGUGUAUGUACAUGUACAGAUAGACAUCUAACACGACCAUAUCACAUCAUAUCACGGCGUAACGUGUAUUCCAUAUAUCAAGCAAGACGAGUAGAG